UCGGCAUCACCACGCUGAUGUCCUACUACCCAAAAAAUCAAAUAAGAACCACUAUUUAUGUGAUUGUUCCAAGUUUUUUUAUUAUUAUUUUUGGCUUCUAUUUUGUUUAAUAAAUUGCUCGAUUCUUCUCUUCUCCUCUCCUCUCCUCUCCUCUCUUCCCCUUCUCGUUCUCGUUUUUAAUCAUAAAUAAAACAAGGCACGGAGGCCCGUUACGAUAAGGAAUUCCAAUAUCCAGACAUCAACAAAUAGUAACCAAUUCUCCCCAAAACAAUCAAUUGACCUACUGCAAGAUGCCUUCCCUUGAAAAUGCACUGCCGCAACCUAAGAUCGAGCUCUACAGUGGAAAAUACUUUGCAGCUUGUGGUCUUGGUGGCAUAAUUGGUACGUUGCACCUUACCCCUCCUCCGGCUAUCCCGCACCUCAAUUGCACAACCAACGACGAAGAGAUGUACUAACAAGUCACCCCUCAGCCUGUGGCCCAACCCACUCAGCCGUUACCCCUCUCGACCUCGUAAAAUGUCGACGUCAGGUCGACUCCAAACUCUACACAUCCAACUUAUCCGCCUGGUCUAAAAUCUACCGCGCCGAAGGACUUCGUGGAGUGUUCUUUGGUUGGUCACCCACACUUGUUGGAUAUUGUUUCCAAGGAGGUGGAAAAUAUGGAUUCUACGAAGUAUUCAAAUAUGUAUACGGAGAGAAAUUAUUUCCAAACGCGAAUAAAACGGCCAUUUUCCUGGGUGCUAGUGCUAGUGCCGAGUUUUUGGCUGAUAUGGCUCUUUGUCCUUUUGAGGCUAUCAAAGUGAGGAUGCAGACCACUUUACCACCCUUUGCGAGUAGUUUGAGGGAAGGCAUGGGAAAGGUUAUUAAAGAAGAGGGGUAUGGAGGGUGAGUUUUCCAUCUCCUCAACGAAUUUUCUUGUGGUUGGAAAGAGAUGCAAUGCUAACAGAACACGAAAUAGCCUAUACAAAGGCCUCUACCCUCUCUGGGGCCGUCAAAUCCCCUACACCAUGGUAAAGUUUGCCACUUUUGAAACCACCGUCAACAAAAUCUAUUCCUACCUCUCCAAACCCAAAGACGCCUACUCCUCACUCCAACAAACCGGAGUUUCUUUCCUCGGAGGUUAUAUCGCCGGUAUUGGCUGCGCCGUGAUUUCUCACCCGGCAGAUGUGAUGGUAUCAAAACUUAAUAGUGAUAGAAAAGCAGGAGAAGGAGCUGGAAAAGCCAUGACGAGAAUUUAUGGAAAUAUUGGGUUUCAAGGACUCUGGAAUGGCUUGCCGGUUAGGAUCGUGAUGAUUGGUACUUUGACGGCCUUUCAGUGGUUGAUUUAUGAUAGUUUCAAGGUGGCGUUGGGUUUGCCUACAACGGGGGGUCAUUAAAUUAGAUGGGUGGUGCUGAGUCAUAAAAGCUUGGGAAGAGAGGGAAGAUUGGGGGUAAAAGGCAUGGAGAUUUGGAGAUUUGGAGUCGGUGAAAUAAAUGGUUUGGUGCUUUGAGGAUUUUACGAGGUAUUAAUGACAUGAAUUAGAUAC
Messenger RNA from Sclerotinia trifoliorum, 1526 nucleotides. Lineage: Eukaryota; Fungi; Ascomycota; Leotiomycetes; Helotiales; Sclerotiniaceae. The record is from the annotation of a GenBank genome assembly.